CCAUGUUUGUUGAUGUGUCAUAUCAAAGUGACUUCUUGUGCGAUCAGCUGGUAAGGCAGGGGGGUUCAAAGUUCAUUUUUAUCCCGAUUGUCUCCGCAUUGAAGCACAUCAUGGGUUUUUUGUGUUCGAUUUGAGCCAGAGGAGGACCUUGGAACAGCUCAGUCCUGCUACAGAUACACACAUGAUGGAAGGAUCAGAGGGUCAGUCCUUGUCGACGGCAUCGCACCAAGUGAAUCAGCUUCACAACAACACGCCUAAUGUUGAAGAGGAGGAAGAAAUCUCUCAUGACAGUGCGCAUGAGGUGGAAACCUGCAGUCAGGCAAAAGAUGAAUCGCAGCUUGACAGUGAAUCAAUCAAGACUACAGCACAUGCUGAGAUGGACACAGAGACAGAGCAGGAAGCUCAGACAUGCAGUCACAAACAUCCAGAUGUGAAAGAGGUGACUGCUGAUACGAGAACAGUUUCAAUGGAAAGCGCAAAACCUCCACUUAAUCCUUCAAAUGAGGGUGGUAGCACUUUGGUAGCCCCAGUAACUACUCUGGAUGUAGUGGAAAACUCUCCUUCUGUUCUUGAAGGGACAGUAGAUAUCUUAUUAACUUUUGAUGCUACCAUUCCAAAUGGCAGUGAGCAGCCAUCACUCGUGGUUAAAAAUUAUUCCACUGAGCCAUCACCUGGGGAGGAUAGUUGUUCAGCUGAGAGUCCAACAUCAUCUUCCGUUCAAAGCACUUCCAAAAACUCACCCACAGACUCGACAACAACCUCUGGUAUUUCUAAUGGACCCUCUACCCCGAGUUCUGACACCUUUAGCUCUUCGCUUGCUUCCAGCCCUCAAACCAGUGCCAAAAACCUGUUUCCCUCACAUUCCUCAGCAAGUCCUUAUGACACAGAUUGCAGCCGAAAGCUUAUUUCCCAGAUCCAGCGGUCACUGUCACAAGAGUCACUGCUAGACGAGCUUGAGUCGGAACUCUUGGCUUGUCAGCUGCCUCGGGAUGACAGUGGAGGUGAGCGGAAAGGGAGCUCACCUACCAACGGACUCCCCACAGACCAGGAGGGAUGCAUGGUAGUCUUUGAGAAGUGUGUGCAGUAUAAGUAUGCACAACAGGAGAAGGCUAUUCAAAAGCUGCUCGAGGAAAACAAGAGACAUCAAGAGCUGAUCCUGGGUAUUUGUUCAGAGAAAGACAAAAUGAGGGAUGAGUUGAAAAAGAAGACGGAAACAGAAAAGCAACAGAUGGCCACCAUUACAAGGUUGGAGGGAAGGGUGGAUGAGCUGCUGAAAGAAUUGAAGGAGUCGCGGGCUAAACUAAUUCACCAGGAGCAGUCAGCUAAGGCUGCUCUCCAGCAGAUGCAGAAGGAGACAACUUACCGGAUUGAGCAGGUGAAUAAAAAGUGUGAUGAGGCACGGCAAGAGAAGGAGACCAUGGUGAUGAAAUAUGUGCGGGGUGAGAAAGAGGCCCUUGACCUGAGGCGGGAUAAAGAAGCCCUGGAGAAGAAACUGAGGGAAGCCACUAAGGAGGUGGAUCGUCAGGCCCUCCGAGGAAACCAGCUGGCUCAGGAGAAAGGGCGGCUGCAACAGCUGUAUGAAGCAAAGGAAGGGGAGGUUGGCAGGUUGAGUCGCGAGGUGGAAAAACUGAAGGAGGAGAUCAACUCCCAUCUUAUCAAGGUCAAAUGGGCCCAGAACAAAUUAAAGAGUGAGGCAGAUGCACACAAGGAAACUAAAGACAAAUUGAGAGAGAGCACAUCCAAGUUGGCCCAGGCAAAGGAAGAGACGGAGCAGAUCCGCAAGAACUGCCAGGAUAUGAUCCGAACAUACCAGGAAUCAGAGGAGCUCAGGUCCAAUGAGCUUGAUGCUAAACUGAGGGAGACCAAAGGAGAGCUGGAGAAACACAAGCAGGAACAAACAGACCAGUUAGAGCUACACCGGGUGAAAGCCAAAGAGCUGGAAGACCUAAAGAAGAGCUAUAAAGAAUCCAUGGAUGAGCUCAGUACGCUACGCACCAAGUUAAAGUGUCUGGAGGACGAGCGUCCACGGUGGGAAGAUGAGCUGUCGAAAUACAGAGAGAUCAUCAACCGGCAAAAAACUGAGAUUGGCCGCCAGAGAGAAAAGCUUGAAGAGGUGACUGCACUUCAGGAGCAGCAUCAACGCGACGAACAGGAAAUCAAGUCUCUUCGUGAGGAAGUGGAUGGGCUGACCAAUCAAAUCUCUGACCUGCAGCGUGAUGUACAAGGCAGCAGAGAGCGUGAAGCUGAGUUAUUGGGCUUCACUGAGAAGUUGAGCAGCAAGAAUGCCCAGCUUCAGUCAGAGAGCAACGCACUACAGUCUCAGCUGGACCAGCUAACCAACAACUUCAUCGAGAUUCAAGGAAAGCUGGAAGAGACCACCAGGCUACUCGAUGACAAGUCGCAGCAACUGAAACGGGAAGAGGUGCUGAGGCAGCAAGAGGUGCAGAGUCUGCAGGAGGAGCGGGCAGGACUGCAGGCAGAAGUGGCCCAACUAAAAACCAGAGUAGAAGAGCUGAGGGAUGAGCUGGUGACUCAGAAAAGGAAACAAGCUGCAAACAUCAAAGACCUCACAAAACAACUAACACAAGCCCGAAAGAGGCUGGAGCAGGUUGAGAAUGGAGGGUGUGAACGGGAUGCCAGCAGUAUGGGCAGUCGCUCCAGUUCCUCAGGUACUACUCCAAGAUUUGGUUCUUUAAAUGCACGUCAUGGCGGGAGCAGUGGUGUUGAAGAGCGGUCACCAGAGAGCCAGUCAGGUCCUUCGGUGGUGGUUGUGGACAGCUUCCCAGAGGUCGACAAGGCUGUGCUCGUUGAGCGUAUCGUCCGUCUGCAAAAAGCCCUAGCUCGAAAGCAGGAGAAAAUCGAAUUUAUGGAGGACCACAUAAAACAACUAGUGGAAGAGAUCCGCAAAAAGACCAAAAUUAUCCAGAGCUAUGUGCUGAGAGAGGAGUCAGGGGCCCUCUCAUCAGAGGCAUCCGAUAUUAACAAGGCCCACCUCAGCCGGCGGGGAGGCAUCAUGGCUUCACUUUAUACCUCCCACCCGGCGGACAGCGGGCUGACCCUGGACCUGUCGCUGGAGAUUAACAGGAAGCUGCAGGCUGUGUUGGAGGACACGCUGCUGAAGAACAUUACGCUGAAGGAGAAUCUGCAGACUCUCGGUGCCGAGAUCGAAAAGCUCAUAAAGCAGCAGAGAGAUCCCGAGGACGGAGUAAGGAUGAAGUGACACGACCACCUCACAGGACCAGGAACUACUUGAGGAACCUCCGAGCUACCGUUUUACACACAUGAAGAAUGAGUUAAAUGUUAAGAGCCAGCAGGCUGUUUCCAGAAGGAGCCCUCGAAUUGUGUCCGUUUGGAGAAAAUAUCUAAACUUACUUGAAUUAUCUCUAUUCCAUCCAUAUUUUACCCUCUUUUUUUCGCCUCUGACACUACAAAUUUUCCUCUGGCUCACCUCUCGAUUCCCCUGAACCUCGCCAGUCGCUUCAAGCUUGAAACUCUAAUUGCCUUGUAAAAUAAUUGACUGAGGAUGCCAUCAUUCUGAAUGUAUAUCAAA
Messenger RNA from Archocentrus centrarchus (flier cichlid), 3550 nucleotides. RefSeq names its product coiled-coil domain-containing protein 186 (gene ccdc186). Gene Ontology annotation, biological process: vesicle cytoskeletal trafficking. The transcript is spliced from 16 exons. Bases 182 to 3220 code for a protein of 1012 amino acids. Gene Ontology annotation, molecular function: small GTPase binding. Gene Ontology annotation, cellular component: trans-Golgi network. NCBI's taxonomy places the organism in Eukaryota, Metazoa, Chordata, Actinopteri, Cichliformes, Cichlidae. The record is from RefSeq and is a predicted model, not a curated record.